This is a messenger RNA of Perkinsus marinus ATCC 50983, 2556 nucleotides long. Its product is annotated as WD-repeat protein, putative. The record is from RefSeq and is a predicted model, not a curated record. The transcript has 25 exons. Gene Ontology annotation, biological process: non-motile cilium assembly; intraciliary retrograde transport; protein localization to cilium. Lineage: Eukaryota; Perkinsozoa; Perkinsida; Perkinsidae. Gene Ontology annotation, molecular function: protein binding. Bases 1 to 2556 code for a protein of 851 amino acids. Gene Ontology annotation, cellular component: non-motile cilium; intraciliary transport particle A.
AUGAGACCCCACGCCAUCUGGAGGGAUCAGAUCCCCAACAGAGAGAAAUACGGCAAUGUUGUCUGGUCUAUAGCAUACAGGCCUGAUGGACAGCAGUUGGUGGUAGCUGUGGGCAACCGAGUGCUUCUCUACGACGCCAACGAUGGCGAUCUGGUCCACAGUUUGAAAGGUCAUCGAGAUAGUGUGUACUGCGUAACUUACUCGAAACAAGGGAAGAGGUUCGCAUCCGGUGGAGCCGACCAUCAAGUCAUCAUCUGGACUAGCAAAGGCGAGGGAAUUUUAAAAUAUAGUCAUAGCGACUCGAUCCAAUUCCUGGCCUACAACCCCGUGCCUGCUAGAGUUCUCUGCAUAUCGUGGACAACGGAUGGACUGCAUUUGGCGCUCGGCUUGUUCAAUGGGCACGUAUCCAUUCGCGACAAGUUUUGCGCGGAGAAGAGCAAAAUAAUUAGAUCUGAACCCGUAUGGUGCUUAGCGUGGAACCCCAGUCCCUCGAGAUCUGAAUCCACCGAAAUCCUCACGGUCGGCUGCUGGGACCAGACGUUAUCCUUUUAUAAGCUUUCUGGUCAAGAAGCUGGACCACAACAUAAGCUAGGCUACGACCCUUGCUCGAUCUCCUUCUUCUCAUCUGGAGAAUACUUCGCUCUGGGCGGCUUUGAUGGGCGCGUCCAGCUAUGGACCAGAGAUGGGAUUUUACUCGAAGACAUCGUUCAAAUGGACAGCCCUGUCUGGAGCUUAGCCGUCCAUGGACUUCACAAAGAUCGUUACGCUUACCGAGAUAAAAUGACCGACGUUGUCUUGCAACACUUAGUGUCUGAUGAGAAAGUUCGUAUCCGGUGUAAAGAUCAUGUGAAGAAGAUAGCCGUUUACCGUAAUCGACUAGUUGUUCAACUCCCUCAAAAGGUAUUAGUAUAUGAAGUACCCGGUGACGACCCGCUUGAUAUGCGAUACCAGCCAGUGGACAAGGUCCGUAUCACCUUGGACUGCUCGUUGCUGGUGGCCACUGCCCAGCAUUUCAUCCUUUGUCACGAGAAACAACUACAACUAUAUUCGAGUGCUGGUGUUAUGGAACGCGAAUGGCGUCUAGAUAGUCUCAUACGAUACAUCAAGGUCUUCGGAGGAGUGCCUGGGAGUGAGGGCAUCCUGGCAGGACUCAAGAACGGUCAUAUUGUCAAGAUCUUCAUCAACAGCGCCUUUCCGAUAACGGUUAUAAAGCAGACGAGUCCCGUGAGGUGCCUCGACUUCUCAUGCGAUCGGAAAAAGCUCGCUAUCGUUAAUGAGAGCGCUACGUUAAUGGUCUACGACUUGGAAACACAGAAGCUGUUAUACCAGGAAGCAGGAGCCAGCUCGGUAGCAUGGAACCAGGAGUUCCCCGAUAUGGUCGCAUACUCCGGAAACGACACGCUCUGCAUCAAGACUGGCAGCUUUCCUCCUCACCCUCAGAAGCUGCAUGGAUUUGUUGUCGGUUUCAAAGGCAGUAAAAUUUUCUGUCUAAAAUCCGCAUCCAUGGAAACUGUCGAGAUCCCUCAGGGGCCCUCGCUUUACAGGUAUUUAUCCGUUGGUAACUUUUCCGCGGCAUACGAAGUUGCCUGUCUCGGUGUGACCGACGGUGACUGGCGACAGCUGGCUUUGUACGCUCUCAAGGAAAUGGUCUUCGAUGUGGCCCGCAGAGCUUUCAUUAGAAUACGCGAUGUAUGGUACUUAGAGGAGUUCUCCAAGAGGAAUUGGAGCAAGGAAGAUCGUGCUUUGGUGGCGGCCUAUGUUCUGGCCUAUGAAGGCCGCUUCCAUGAAGCUGCUGUACACUUUGGUCAAGCGAAGGAAUACGGUCUGGCAACGGAAAUGUUCACUGAUCUCAGGAGGUGGGAUGAUGCCAAGAAAUGGGCUGAUAUUCACGAGAAGGCUGUCCAGAAUGGCGAGAUUGACAUACCAAGCAAAGAGCAGCUAUCAGCCUCUGAGAACAAGGAAGACAACGCCAACUUGGUUCCAGAUGGAAACACUCCUGGACAAAUUCCCAAGCGAGGGCCUUCUACUACAACGGGUUUGAUGCUAAAGCAAGCUGAGUCAAGUGAAGAAGAUGGUGAUUUACGUGCUGCGGCCGAUAUGUACCUCCAAGUUGGGCAGAAGGAGCGUGCGGCGGCCCUCUACACUCAAAUAGGGGCUCUCGAGCCCCUCAUUGAGAUUGUCCGUUCCUGUGACCGACAGAAUGACCAAGACGAGGGGAUCAUGCUGGACGCUGCGGCCUGCUUCAUAAAACAUGAUCAUUACAUGUUUGCGAAGGAAGCACUAACGAGAGCGGAAGACUUUGAGAACCUCAUUAGUCUGCAUGUGAAGAAGAGCAGGUGGGAGGAAGCGUUCCAGCUGGCUCGAUCACAUCCCGAGCUGGCCGAAGAGAUCUACCUACCUUGGGGCAACUGGUUGAUCAGCAACGACAGAUACGAAGAAGCCUAUGAAGCAUUUGAGAAGGCUGGUCGCUCUGACCUAAGUUCUGACAUGCUGCGUCAGCUGACCAACCUCUCGGCUGAGCAAAAGCUCUUCAAGCAAGCUGGCAUGUACAGUUAA